Xenopus laevis (African clawed frog) is the source of this 2924-nucleotide messenger RNA. It is a transcript of the gene pigm.L, whose product is annotated as phosphatidylinositol glycan anchor biosynthesis class M L homeolog. Gene Ontology annotation, cellular component: membrane; endoplasmic reticulum membrane; glycosylphosphatidylinositol-mannosyltransferase I complex. The record is from RefSeq and is a predicted model, not a curated record. Gene Ontology annotation, biological process: GPI anchor biosynthetic process; GPI anchor metabolic process. The transcript has 6 exons. Lineage: Eukaryota; Metazoa; Chordata; Amphibia; Anura; Pipidae. Gene Ontology annotation, molecular function: alpha-1,4-mannosyltransferase activity; mannosyltransferase activity; GPI mannosyltransferase activity. The coding region runs from base 448 to 1710 and encodes 420 amino acids.
UCGUCACCUUUCAUCCCUGGCUCCUCCUUUGAACGACGUCAUGCCACAGCCUUUCUCCAUCAUUCUUAUGGGCGACAGAAUGCCUCAGCCUUUAUGAAGAAAGGAGAGAUGUUCAGGCAUGAUGUCACAUGGAUGACUUCGGAGGGAGGAGGAUGAACAAGGAAGCUGGGCCUGUAAGGCAAACGUAAGAGGCAGGAGGGAGGAGGAUGAAUGGGACAGAUACGAAGUAAGAGGGGAAUACAUGACCGUUGCCAGUAGUUGGACAGGCAUUGCUAAUCCUCAGGAGAAUUGUGGACCAGUAAAACUGAAUGCAAUGGCAAUUUGUUAAGACCCUUGAAAGUAAAAAAAAAAAAAACUGGUCAAUGCGCUGCUCAAAAUUCAUUUGCAACUUUCCAGGUUUCUGCCAAAGUAUAUGCCAUAACGAUCAGUUAACUACUAAAAUAAGACAUGAUGAAGCAAGCUGGAAUGUUAAAAGUUUUUUUACAGCAUCGGUUUAUGUUUCCCACUGCAUUCUUUUUAAGAACUGCUCUUGUUCUGUUUGGAGUAUACCAAGAUCAGACCAUGCUGGUGAAAUAUACUGAUAUUGACUAUCAUGUUUUCACAGACGCCGCUCGAUACCUCACUCAGGGGGUCUCACCAUACAAGAGAGCGACAUAUCGUUACACUCCAUUGUUGGCCUGGAUCCUCACGCCAAACAUUUAUGUCACAGAGCUGUAUGGCAAGAUGUUAUUUGUUUGCUGUGACCUGAUAGCAGCAUACCUAAUCUACAGAAUCCUUGUGCACAGGGGGAUAAAAGAAGACUCUGCAAACCUAUACAGUGCACUUUGGCUCUUUAACCCUCUGCCCAUGGCUGUGUCCAGUAGAGGAAAUGCUGAAUCAGUUUUAGCUGUGCUUGUGCUUUCUGUUUUGUAUUAUGUGCAAAAGUGCAGCCUUAUAAAAGGAGCUUUAAUCUAUGGACUCUCUAUUCAUAUGAAGAUUUACCCAAUAACUUACAUCCUCCCUAUAGCUUUGUUCUUUCAAACAGAAGAGGUUUACGAGAGCAAAGGAGGAAAAAGAAAUGGCUCAAAAUUCAAAUUUAUAAAAUCAUGUAGGAAUCUUUUGUACAGACUGCUUUCUCGUGACAUUCUACUAUUUGUAACUGUAUCAAGUGUGACUUUUGCCAUGCUGACAUUUUUAUUUUAUUACAGAUAUGGUUGGGAAUUUCUUGAACAUACGUACCUCUACCAUCUGACUAGGAGGGAUAUUCGGCACAAUUUCUCCCCAUAUUUCUACAUGCUUUAUUUGACUGCUGAGAGUAAUAGCAGCUUUAUCCUGGGCCUUGCAGCAUUCUUUCCUCAACUCAUCUUACUCUUUGCGGUGUCUCUAGCCUACUUCAAAGACCUCCCUUACUGCUGCUUCCUCCACACUGCUAUUUUUGUAAGCUUCAACAAAGUGUGCACCUCUCAGUAUUUCCUGUGGUACCUCUGCCUGCUGCCUCUGGUGAUGCCUGGGCUGAAGAUGUCAUUGGCCAGUGGGAUAUUCCUUAUAAUACUAUGGUUCUUUGGUCAGACAAUAUGGUUGGUUCCUGCAUAUUUCCUGGAAUUUGAAGGCCAAAAUACAUUUUUAUACAUCUGGUCGGCUGGAUUAUUAUUUUUGCUUAUUAAUACUGUUAUUGUUGUUCAAAUCAUCACAAAUUAUCAGUUACAGAGUAAAAAGACCAAGAAAGCAUAGACCGAACCAGUCUAUUAUAUUGUUCUUUUUUGCACUGAAUACAGUCCAGACAACUUUUCCCUCCUAAUCUUCUUUUAAUUCACUAUGGUUUUUGGCAUUUAUUUUAAGUAUUAUAAAUAAAGGUUAAGUUUUACCUCAUUUCAAGGUGGGAACUCAGGUUCAUACAGUGGGAGGGUGCAAACCUAUGGAUCAUACUUUUUUUCCUCUCUUGUACUAGUUAUAUCAUUUAUUAUUUGACCCUGCACACCACUAACUUGUUCUUACAUCUCAGUCAAUGGAAGGUGCUACCUACCACUCUCUUAACUCAUCUAUUUAAGUAUUGUCAGUUGACUGAUUGUGGGGUAAUAAUAUUUACUCAAAUAACUGUAUAACAUCUUUCCAUACAGUGUUUAAAGUGAUACUGACACUAAAAAACUACUUUUUAAAAUAUGAAAGUAUAUUUAAAGUUACCUAUAGGUCAUGUUGAUGUUUUUUUCUGAGAGGUUUGUUUUUGUAAGUAAUUGUUAGUUGAAGUUCCUAAACCUGACUGUUUUGCCAACCUGACUGUCCCUUAUCAACCUUAAGAUUUUUAAUGCUAACGGACUCCUGCUGCACAAAUAUGGCUGCCCCCUCAUACAGGAACAUGGGGCAUAUGACAGGUAAUGCAAAAGCAUUGUGCAAAUACUUUAUGGCAAAGUAGCUUGCAAAGGCAGUAUUAUGACAGAUGUAAAAAAGAGUUUAAUUUUCAGUGUCAGCAUCUCUUUAAGUAAUAUGAGAAUUUAUGGGAUUAGUCCUGCGCUGAGUAGAGUUUUCCAUUUCUGACUGUUUUCAGAUGACAAGGCACCUCCCUUGUAUGUUUUUUCCAAUUAAUUCUAAACCUUUACGAGAGCAAUGAGAGAAUGAAAUUUUGGCCAGGAAAAUGUAGUAUUAGCUGAAACUGCUUUCUGAGUUAAGUUUUUCCUGUGAAGCAAGGUUGCAUAAUAGAAAAAAUAUGCCAAAGAAUUUUUUUUUUUACUGUUUUUCUUAACAGUAAACACCUUUUUUAGGCCUGUCAGUGUAGUACUGCACAACCAGGGUUAUCUUGCCUGGCAAUAUUGAACAAGCCCAUUGUGGAGAAAGAAAGUAUGGAAAUAUUUUAUCUGAAGAGUCUGAACAUUGGGUGGUGGUGUUUCUUGGUAACCAUGUCAUAUCAAUACCUCUGAACAUUUUAAAUAAAUAAAUGUAUGUAAUUAGAA